Messenger RNA from Vanderwaltozyma polyspora DSM 70294, 1500 nucleotides. It is a transcript of the gene SET5, whose product is annotated as S-adenosylmethionine-dependent methyltransferase. The transcript has a single exon. Bases 1 to 1500 code for a protein of 499 amino acids. Gene Ontology annotation, molecular function: protein binding. The record is from RefSeq and is a predicted model, not a curated record. NCBI's taxonomy places the organism in Eukaryota, Fungi, Ascomycota, Saccharomycetes, Saccharomycetales, Saccharomycetaceae.
AUGCACUUGAAGUUUCAUACUCUUUCUCUUAAUGAUUCAGGUCCCUUAUUGGCCGAAUCAAGUGUUAAACCUAGCCAACAACAAAUAUGCGAUGACAUUUUAUUGCUUUGGAGAGAAGAACCUAUAACGGAUGGUCUAUCUGUUGAUUUGUUGUACGAUAAAGUUAUGGGACGCCAUCCUGAAUGGAUUCUUGAUAGAACAGAAUUCAAAAAUGCUGUAAGAAAUCAACAUUUAGAUUCAAAUGAUGAAAGAUCUUUAAAAGUUUAUAAUGAUUUCAUAGAUAUACCAAGCUUUAACGAUGAUUAUGAUGCUAUUAUUGAUAAAAAGACUUCAUCUAAUGUUUGUGUUAAAAAUUGCAAAGAUGGGCAUAAAGGUAGAGGUUUGUAUGCUUUGAAAGAUUUUGUUAAAGACGAUUUAAUAUUUAAAGAAUCUUAUCCAAUUGUUGUAGUACCGUCUAUGGAACGAUUAACCUUGAUGAAAAUGGGUAAAGCAUGUUCAUUGUGUGGUGGACUUUUGAGUCAUUUAUCAAAACAUUUUAUAGUCGUUCAUAGUCUUGAUUGUGAUAAUUGUGGUGGUGUUUGGUGUUCCAACGAAUGUAAAAAUAUAGAUAUUGGUCAUAAUACAUUAAAACAUCUUCAUAAAUCAAAAAUAAAUGGAAUUGAUUCAGUUGCAUGGGGGAAAUUUGAAAAAUAUUGUAAUGACAAUGUAUUCGUGGCUGCUUACUCUAUAGGGGUCAUAAUGGCUUUAGCAUUGAUAGAUAAAAAGAAUACAGAUAAAAUCAGAAAAAAAUUUAACUUAUUAUCCUCUGUCUCUCAAGGAAUACGGAUCAAUGAAAGUGAUUCAACUAAUAUUGGGGGCACCUUUGAUGCUUCAAGUGGGGCUAUGUCAAAUAAAGAUCCCGAACCUAUCUGGAAGACAUCCUACGAACUUCUUAAGAACGCAAUACCAACCACUGAUGAAUUAGAUAUGGAAACAUAUCUGUCAUAUAUUGGAAGGUAUAACAUUAAUCAAAUUUCUGAUCAGAUGUUUUUUUUGCCAUCACUAAUCAACCAUAAUUGUGAACCUAACGUACGAUUUGAAGUAGUUUCGAAUAAAGAGAUAAGAGUAUAUGCUAGAAAAAACAUUAGUGCUGGGCAAGAACUUUUAACUAACUAUAUAAAUCCUCUACAUGGUGUAAAGCUAAGAAGAAGAGAAUUAAGAGUAAACUAUGGCUUCCUUUGUCACUGUGACCGUUGCAUAAAGGAGAUUAAGAGGAAUAAUGAUGUUGAAAAUGAAAACCUUUCCAAUUCAAUCAAUAAUAAUGGGGGAUUGAGUGUACCGAAUGAUAGUCUUUUGACAAGAAGAAAAUCUUCAAUGAGAACUGCUAGGCCUGAUUUAUCUGAACUAUUGAAGACUGGACAAGAAUUUGAUUUAGAUAUCCCAGAAAAUUUGUCUGGGAAGAAAAAUAGAAGAACUUCUGUACGAUUUGUAAAUCAGGUAACUCUUGCGGUAGAAGAAUGA